Molecule: messenger RNA, 2184 nt
Organism: Nymphalis io (European peacock)
Lineage: Eukaryota; Metazoa; Arthropoda; Insecta; Lepidoptera; Nymphalidae
Product: zinc finger protein 43-like
Exons: 6
Coding region: 187-1791 (534 amino acids)
Biological process (GO): regulation of transcription by RNA polymerase II
Cellular component (GO): nucleus
Molecular function (GO): RNA polymerase II cis-regulatory region sequence-specific DNA binding; DNA-binding transcription factor activity; zinc ion binding
Source: RefSeq, a predicted model, not a curated record
CAGAGAAACUAAUAUGAAAUCAACAGCGAAGCAGUAGCUUUGGCAGAAUAUUUUACGCUCAAAUAGCGUAGAUAAACGCCAGAAACGAAAAAAAAAGCAGUACUGCAGUAGCUGUCAGCUUUCAGUUUCGGAUCAGUAUGAAACAAAAAGUUGUCGUUUGUAUAUUAAAUAGUAACUCGAUUUAAGAUGACCGAAAUUUGGAAUUUAAACGCAUUGUGCAGAUGUUGUCAUGCUGACGGAAACUUUAGAGAUUUAAAUUCAAAUUGCAACGUAAUGGGUUCUGUUGAAUUAUGUACGGAUUUGUUGAAAGAUACAUUUGGGAUAAAUCUACCAUCACCAUCUAUUGAAGUCAGUAAUACCAUAUGUGAUGAAUGUGUACAUCAGUUGCAAAAUGCUACAAAAUUCAAGAGACAGGUGAUGCACUGCGAGCAAAAGUUUCAGGAGUAUUGUAAAAAUGAAUUAUUGCAAAAUAUAAAUAUUAAAUUAGAGAAUGAAGACGAUUACCAUGUUAUAGUGAAAACUGAAAUAGCUUUGAAAGAUGAAGAUAUUGAUCACGCUUAUGAAUUAAAACAAGAAACGCCAGCAAUUGAUAUAGAAUAUAAAAUUCGAGAUAACAGACCAGAGGAUGAACAAAAGAUAGAAGAAAUAACCACUACACAACACAGAAAGCAAGAUAGUAAAUAUAAAAAAGCAAACCUCACGUGCAAUAUCUGUGAUAUUCAUUUCAAAAGACUCGAGACAUACAACAAACACGUGGACAACCAUUCUAUAUGUGUAAAUCCCACGAUUCCUCUAACAGACAUCAAGAAGUUUGACUGCAAGAUGUGCAGCAAAAGUUGCCGUACGAUAAAUGACUUGCGUGCGCACAGAAACAAACAUACCAGAGAGAUUAUAUAUAUUUGUGAUAUAUGUAAAUCGGAGUUCCUCAACAAGAGCUCGUUGAGGAGGCACUUGCUCUUGCACUUGGGGCUCAAUAAGAAAUACAUGUGCCAUACGUGCGGGAAUUCGUUCAACGAUAUAACGAAUUUGAAUAAACACAUAACGACCGUUCACGAUAAGCUGAAACUCCACAAGUGCACGCUCUGUCCGAAGGAAUUCGCUGCGAAAAAAACGUUGAAGGUUCAUAUGCGUAUUCACACGGGAGAGAGGCCGUACAAAUGUAAAACGUGCGAUAAGGCAUUUAUUUCCUACUCAUACCUCGCUAAGCAUGAGACUUAUCAUGAAAGAAAGAGAAAAUUCGGCGGUAUAUAUAUUUGCAAGUUUUGCAAAGACGUUUUCGAUCAUCGUGGAGUUUAUGUAUCACAUUUAAGAUCUCACGUCACGGCGAGACAGUAUAAUUGUACGGAAUGCGGUGAAAAUUUCGCGAAUGGGUACACUCUAAAACGUCACUCGGAAACGCACGGCGACAUACCGAAAUACGCUUGCGAUAAAUGCGAUCGCAAGUUCAUGACGAAAGCUAACCUACGCAAACAUAAAUUAAAUCACGAUACGAAUAAAUUGAACACGAAGACAAAAGUGAAGAUUGAGAAAGUUAAGUGUAAGGUCUGUAAGAGGUCGGUUACAAAUAUAGACAAACAUCUGAACGCACAUUAUAACAGGCGACACCAAUGCGAUUUCUGCGAUAAAGCGUACGCCGAGAGGAACACGCUGAACCGACACGUGAAACAGUUCCACGAUGGAGUACGCCAGGAGUGUGACGUGUGCGGAAAGAGAUUUCUAAAAACAAGUACUUUGAAGGCACAUCAGAAGAAAUGUCAUAAUUUAACCAUAAAGAAAAGUGAAGAGGAAUGAUGAAUAAUUCUGUACGCGUUUUUCCGUCAUGUUUGUGCUAAAGUAAUAUAAUAAUUGUUAUGGCGAUCGGUUGAACGAUAUAAAAGUUGGUUGUAACUCGCCGUCAUCAGAUCGGAUGUCGGCGAGUUACAACAAAGUUGGUAGCAUCAAAAUUCCCCAUGAGAAAUUACAAAUACGUGCCGACUUUCAUGGAGAUUGGUCAAACGAUGUCAUCUUAAGCCAACCAACAUUUUUAUACAUAUGAGGAUACCACGUAGGAUACCAUGAGUAUCCCAUUUGAUACUUAACUAGUCCUUGUUAUUUGUAUGAUGUUAUAUGAUGAUGGAUAUAACUAAGAGUGAAAUCCUAAUAGAUAUUGGUACAAUAAUAUAAAAUAAUAAAAUAUGGGUACUU